Messenger RNA from Opisthorchis viverrini, 714 nucleotides. RefSeq lists its product as hypothetical. The record is from RefSeq and is a predicted model, not a curated record. Lineage: Eukaryota; Metazoa; Platyhelminthes; Trematoda; Opisthorchiida; Opisthorchiidae. The annotation marks the transcript as partial. The transcript has a single exon.
AUGAUUUACGUUUGGUCAGUGCUGGCUCUAUGCUGCAUUACAGUUAUCUUCCCAGCAAGUGCUGGUGUGGCUGGUGUGCGAGUGGCGGCUCCUAACGUGUGGGCAAACAACCCGUAUGUGGUGAGUUCCAACUAUCCGCAGCUCUCGCUGAUGCAGACUUCCCUGUCGAAUGAAAAACAGGGCCAGAUGGACCAACUGUCUCUACAACGACUUGCCCAGUUACAGUCUGCUACGGGAGGACAACAGCUGACCCCGAUGUACGCUUCAACGGGAUCUGCCUUUGUUGCGCCUGCAGGAUACUUGCCACAGGCGGCCUAUAUAUUGGGUAGCCAGCCGACUGGACAAGGAACUUACAUGGUAGCAAGUGAUUCUAAUCCAUCCCUACUUUCUGUAUCAACGAGCAACGGUGCCACCAGUGGCAAUGAGGUUAUAUCCUCAUCAAACACAAAAGCUACCAGCGCUACAUCCGGUACUGCAGUUGUUGGAAGUCCUACAGAUGGCGUUAUUGGUGCUGAUGGGCAGAUACUUGGUAGUACUCAAGAUACAGCCGUCGUUGAGAGUGCCGGACAACUUGGUCCUACAGUUGUACGCGCGGAUAUUCCGGUAACUUACCAACAGGAUUCACUAAUUCCUUACCAGUCCCAACAACUGUUAUACACUCAAGGUAGGAGACUAUUUGGAGUGGACGAAUAUGGUCGACCUGUCUACAUUGUC